CAUGGAUAUAUAGACAAAUAUGUAACAUUAUACUGAUACAGUGAAAGUGCUAUAAUAACCAUGUAAUAUGAUGAAUAAAUGAUCGUAUAUGUGUAUGGUUUAAGACCACUCCUACAAUUAGGGACUCAUAUAAAUACUAAACCUACACAUUUGUAACCAUACCUGAUCUGCAUCACCUCCAGAUAGACACACAAAAAAAACACCAAAAUGGCAUUCAAAUUCGUCGCUAUCUUUGCUCUGGUGACAGUAGCUCAGGCGGGUCUCAUCGGCCAGGAAUCACGCCCAGCCUACUCAGACUCCACCGCAGUCUCUUACUCCAGCAUCUCAUCCCCAAUCAACCCUCACGAUGCUGCUGCCUCCCCCUUGGCUGCCAGAGCCCCAUCAUACGCCGCUCCCACCGUAACAUCGCCAUCCUUCUUCCACUCAUCGGCCCCAUCAGCCCCCAUCCGAGAAGCCGCCCCAGAAUAUAGGCUGGCCGCCCCAUCGUCAUACGCCGCCCCAUCCCAUGCCAGACAAGAGGAAUACGCCCCCGCCCACUACUCCUUCGGUUACGAGGUCAACGACCCUCACACCGGAGACGUGCACGGUCAGCAGGAGACCCGCGAAGGGGAUGUCGUCAAGGGUAGUUACUCCCUUGUCGAAGCUGACGGAUCCAGGCGUCUGGUCGAAUACACCGUGGACGCCCACAGUGGGUUCAACGCAGUCGUGCAUAGGGAAGCUGCCGCAGGGCAUGUUAAGAAUGCCGCCCCGUCAGCAGUCGUCAGGCCUGUUGCCUAUGCUGCCCCUCAGGCUGUUUAUGCUGCUCCUCGUGCUGCCCACGCCUACUCGUCUCCUGCUGUGGCCAGGUUGGGAGCGCCUGCUGUAGCUAAAUCGGCUUACUCUUCCGCCCCAGCUGCAUUUUACUCCAGCGUAUCUGCUCCAGUAGUCCGUCAUGCUGCUGCUCCCUCUUACUACCACUGAGAUAUUCGUCGUCUUGUUUGUAAAUAGGUCUAUUUUAUUAAUUUAUUUGUAUUAU
Messenger RNA from Phaedon cochleariae (mustard beetle), 1015 nucleotides. The record is from the annotation of a GenBank genome assembly. NCBI's taxonomy places the organism in Eukaryota, Metazoa, Arthropoda, Insecta, Coleoptera, Chrysomelidae.